Molecule: messenger RNA, 1575 nt
Organism: Manacus vitellinus (golden-collared manakin)
Lineage: Eukaryota; Metazoa; Chordata; Aves; Passeriformes; Pipridae
Gene: SIDT2
Product: SID1 transmembrane family member 2
Exons: 19
Cellular component (GO): membrane
Source: RefSeq, a predicted model, not a curated record
CCUCGCCUUCCCCUGUCCCCGCAGACCGAGGGCGUGCGGGUAUCGGUGAACGUCCUCUCCGACCACAAGGACCUGCCCGUGCUCUUCGUGGUGAGGCAGAAGGAGGCGGUGGUCUCCUUCCAGGUGCCGCUCAUCCUCCGGGGCCUGUACCAGCGGAAAUACGCGUACCAGGAGGUGAGCCGCACGCUCUGCCAGCCACAGACCAAGACCGAGGUGGAGACCCAGCACUUCUACGUGGAUGUCUCCACACUCUCCCUCAAUGCCUCCUACCAGCUGCGGGUCACCCGCGUGGAGAACUUCGUGCUGCGGACAAAUAAAAGGUUCAGCUUCAACGCCACGGCCUCCCAGCCGCAGUACUUCAAGUAUGAGUUCCCUGAAGGAGUGGACUCGGUGAUUGUGAAGGUGACCUCGGCCAUGGCCUUCCCCUGCUCUGUCAUCUCCAUCCAGGACAUCCUGUGCCCUGUCUACGACCUGGACAACAACGUGGCCUUCAUUGGGAUGUACCAGACCAUGACGAAGAAGGCGGCCAUCACGGUGCAGAAGAAGGAUUUCCCCAGCCACAGCUUCUACGUGGUGGUGGUGGUGAAGACGGAGGACGAGGCGUGUGGGGGGCCUCUGCCCUACUACCCCCUCUCCAAAAACGCCUCUCCAGACGAACCUGUGGAUCAGCACAACCGGCAGAAGAUGCUGGAGGUGAUGGUGUCACCUGCCAUAACCUCGGAGGCCUAUGUGAGCAGUGUGCUCUUCUGCCUCAGCAUCUUCCUCUCCUUCUACGUCCUCACGCUGCUCAUCGCCUGCUGGGAGAGCUGCCGGCAGCACAAGAGGAAGGGGCUCCUGUCAGCCAUGGACUCGCCCAGCCUGGACACAGCAUCGCUCCUGGGUCACUCCCGCAGCAUCCCCGACUCCUUCCUGGGCCGUGGUUAUGACAGCUACGGUUACGGCUCCUUCGGGAACGGCUCCUCCAGCAGCACCGAGGGUGUCACAGACAGCCUGGCCUCCACAGAAGUCUCCUACAGUUACGUGGGGCAGGAGCAGUUCAAGCGGCGCACACCCUCCGCCCUGACGAGGCCGCUGAGCAUUCCCAUGGGGGAGCGGUCCCUGGAGAACGUGGCCGGCCGGCCCCGCCUGGACUCGCUCAGCUCCGUCGAGGAGGAUGACUACGACACCCUGGCUGACAUAGACUAUGACAAGAACGUCAUCCGCACCAAGAAAUACCUGUGUGUGGCCGACCUGGCGCGCAAGGACAAGCGGGUGCUGCGGAAGAAGUACCAGAUCUACUUCUGGAACAUCGCCACCAUCGCUGUCUUCUACGCCCUGCCUGUCAUCCAGCUUGUCAUCACCUACCAGACAGUGGUGAACGUUACUGGCAACCAGGACAUCUGUUACUACAACUUCCUGUGUGCCCACCCGCUGGGGAACCUCAGCGCCUUCAACAACAUCCUCAGCAACCUGGGCUACAUCCUGCUGGGUUUGCUCUUCCUGCUCAUCAUCCUGCAGCGCGAGAUCAACUACAACCGGGCGCUCAUGCGCAACGACACCCACGCCCUGGUUUUGGGGGUCAUGGCUGUGAACUGA